This is a messenger RNA of Parasteatoda tepidariorum (common house spider), 2318 nucleotides long. Its product is annotated as synaptic vesicle glycoprotein 2C. Gene Ontology annotation, cellular component: membrane. Gene Ontology annotation, biological process: transmembrane transport. The record is from RefSeq and is a predicted model, not a curated record. Gene Ontology annotation, molecular function: transmembrane transporter activity. NCBI's taxonomy places the organism in Eukaryota, Metazoa, Arthropoda, Arachnida, Araneae, Theridiidae.
UAAAAUCAGGUGGAAUCAAUCGCCAAAGCGAGGUAAGGCAGCAGAAUUUCCAGGUGUGUCCAUUAACUUCUGAUGUAUAGUGAAUAUAUCAAAAGGAAACUGAAAGAUUUAAAGAACAUCUGAAGAGAAAAACGCUCCCACUUGUUCUUCGUUUGAUAUUCAUGCUAUUAGAUUGUCUAUUUCUUCGAUGACCCUGGAGACUCAAAAGGACGAUUCCGAGUGUGCUUGUCUAGUCAGAGAAGAAACAUUACCAGCGGGAGCAAAUUUAAAAUCUCCCGAACAACCAAAAUAUGACACUGCAAAAGAUGCACUCUACAAAGGUGAAGAAGAAGAAGAAGAAAUUGCUGGUCACCAAUCGAUAGCUAAGUUCCAUGAACAGCUUCUUGAGCAGGCUGGUUUUGGAGCCUUCCAUCUGUUGGUUUUACUUAUGGCUGGUUUAGGUUUAGCAGCAGAUGCAGUGGAAUUGUUUGCCAUCGGUUACAUAAUUCCCAGUGCUGAACAUGAGCUAUGCAUGGAAGAAUCUCAAAAAGGAUGGCUAGGUACCAUUUCAUUUAUUGGGAUGACGAUUGGAGCUCUUUUAUGGGGAAUAAUGGGAGACAGAUUAGGAAGGAGGCGCACUUUACUGACUGCUUUAGCAACCAACGGAAUAUUUGGAGUAAUUGCAGCUUUUAUGCCCACCUAUUCACUUCUCAUGCUAACUCGAUUCUUCAGCAGCAUUGGCAUUGGAGGAUCACUACCAAUUGUUUUCACUUUUUACUCCGAGUUCUUAGUACGUAAAAGCAGAGGAAAACAUCUUAGUUUUUUACUAGUUUUUUGGGCCCUGGGUGGCCUGUUCGUCGCUGUUCUAGCAUGGGGUAUCAUUCCAAAAAGUGGUGCUACGAUUAUGGACACUAAACGUCUUCAUUUCGGAAGAUGGAGAAAAUUUUUGUUAAUUUGCUCUAUUCCUGCCAUUAUAUCUGCUGUUGGAACAACUUUCUUACCAGAAUCACCUAGAUUUCUUCUUGAGAUGGGAAGAAAUAGUGAAGCUCUUUAUGUCUACAAACAAAUAUUUUCUUGGAACAAUGCAGUGAAAAGUGGUGAAGAAUACCAACUAACAGAGAUGGAAAUUCCAGGAAGACGACCAACCGUCCAUAUAAACAUUCCACCCAACAGAGGCAUAUUAAGAGAAAUGUUGAGAUCAAUGGAAAUGUGUUGGAGCAACAUUUCGAAAGUUUUUGCUUCCCCAAACACAUAUUUAACAGUUCUGCUUUUGAUUCUUUGGACUACAGCAUCUUUCGGAUUUUAUGGCAUAUCGAUAUGGCUUCAUGAGUAUACAAAAGUCAUCGAAGAUGCUAAUUUCGAUUCAAGAAGUCUCAAACAAACCAAUUUAGUGAUCGAGGAUAUUAGUUUUAACAAUACCAUCGAAAAUGUGCAUUUCUCAAAUCUAACGUUCGUCAAUGUCCGGUUCAUACAAACUCUUAUUAAUCAUUGUUCCUUUCAUAAUUGUUCGUUCAUAAACUGCACAUUCAGUAAUAUUAGGACGAGCAAAACAUACUUUAAGUUUUGCGAUUUCUAUCAAACAGAGUUUUUUGACACUGAUCUCUUCAAGUACAAGUUUCAAUUCUGUACUCUGGUCUCAUCAUACUUUUUCAAUACGAAAGGUGGAUGUGAGUUAGAUUUUGACAUCAACUUUAAACUCUCAGAACUUUUCUAUGAAAAUCUAUUUGCUCAACUCGCUAUCUUGCCGGGAGCCCUGAUAUCGUCUUUCAUUUUAGAUAGGAUAGGUAGAGUUAAAACAUUAGGUGUAUCUUUGUUGUUGUCUGGUUGCAGUGUUCCAUUUUUGUGGCUAGCAACGAGAAAGGAAGCGCUCAUAGCAUUUGAAGCAGUUUUCACAUUUCUGUCUGUAUUUGGUUGGAAUGCAAUUGAUGUUAUAUCGACUGAAGCUUAUCCUGCCAACAUAAGGACGACAAGUUAUGGAAUCUUCUCAGCCAUUAGCCGUAUAACUGCAAUACUCAGCAAUUUAACAUUUGGAAGUACUGUCGAAGCUUCAAAAAUCAUUCCAAUCGUUAUUUCAAGUACGGUUUUAAUUUCAGGAGCCCUCUGUGUCACUAGGCUUCCAGAAACUAAAGAUUAUCUUGUCUAAUGCGCACAAAAGAUGGCUUUGCAAAGAAAAGAUGCGUGCUAAACUUAAAAAACUAUUUGUGACUCUAGCUACGUAUAUCUUUCCAAAGAAAGACUCUUAAUCUACUUAAAGACAAAAGUUGUAAAAAUACAUUCCUUUCGAGUACUUUGGUAAAGUAUGUGUGAACUAAAGUGAAAGUGAAUUUUGUGAAAAUAUG